Meriones unguiculatus (Mongolian gerbil) is the source of this 1029-nucleotide messenger RNA. Its product is annotated as taste receptor type 2 member 103-like. The record is from RefSeq and is a predicted model, not a curated record. The transcript has 3 exons. The coding region runs from base 1 to 1029 and encodes 342 amino acids. Gene Ontology annotation, cellular component: membrane. Gene Ontology annotation, biological process: sensory perception of taste; G protein-coupled receptor signaling pathway; detection of chemical stimulus involved in sensory perception of bitter taste. Gene Ontology annotation, molecular function: bitter taste receptor activity; G protein-coupled receptor activity. NCBI's taxonomy places the organism in Eukaryota, Metazoa, Chordata, Mammalia, Rodentia, Muridae.
AUGGUGAUGCAGAAUGAGAUUGAGGUUGUGGUAAUGCUGGAAAACCACAUCUUUCCUGUAAUCUGCAUAGAUCCCUUUGUUGUUGAUGAUGUUAUUGUUUACAGAAGAAAUCAAAGCAUCGUGGUGGUGACAAUGAGCGCUGUCCUACAAGUCACACUGAAAACUAUUUCAAGUGUAGAGUUCAUCAUAGGAAUUUUAGGAAACGCAUUCAUGGCUCUGGUGAACACCGUAGACUGGAUGAAAAGAGGAAAGAUCUCCGCGGUGGAUAAGAUCCACACUGCUCUAGCCAUCUCCAGAAUUGCUUUCUUGUUGUCAGUAAUCUCAAUUUUUUUGGUAUCAUUACAGAACAAUGGUUCAUUGGAAAAAAUAAGAAUGCAAACUAUUCCCUGGACUGUGACCAAUCAUUUCAGCGUCUGGCUUGCCACAUGCCUCAGCAUGUUUUAUUUUCUCAAAAUAGCUAAUUUCUCAAACUCCCUUUUUCGUGUUCUCAAGUGGAAAGUAAACAGAGUGGUUUCUGUGACGCUGGCACUAUCUCUGAUAAUCUUGUUUAUAAACAUUAUAGUCAUAAAAAUAUUCACUGAUAGAUUCCAAGAAAACACACUCCACACGUAUAGUUCAAAUAACACUGUAAACGUUCACAGGCUCUUUUUACUCAUCAACUCUGUUUUCACACUCAUACCAUUCACUAUGUCCCUGAUAAUGUUUCUCCUGCUCAUCUUCUCCCUGUGGAGACAUCUGAAGAACAUGCAGCACAAUGCCACAGGCUCCAGAGAUGUCCGCACCAUGGCCCACAUAAAGUCCCUGCAAACUGUCGUCACCUUUCUGUUAUUAUAUACUGGGUUUUUUAUGUCACUUCUUUUACAGUCUUUGAAUACUAACUCUCAAUAUAAAAAUCUUAUUUCUGUGUUUUUACGGAGCAUAGGAAUAGCUUUUCCCUCUUGUCACUCAUGUGUCCUGAUUCUGGCAAACGGUAAGCUGAGGCAGGCCUUCCUUUCUGUGAUGUGGUGGCUGAGGUAUAAGCACAGAUAG